AAUACCUUAUGGCACAUGUGAGCUGUGGUCGUCUCCUUUUCAAGGCGAGGCUACAUUUAACCUCACUAUCGAAGCUACAGACCAGCUUCACUUUCCAGUCAACAACAGCAUCUAUGUAAACUACAAAGGUUUUACAAAUGCUUCUAUAGACAGCUGCAUAUUAUUCUAUGUGUCAUCAUCCUCAAUGGGAGAGUUUUUGUCCAACAAGUAUUUGCGGUUUGUGAAAGCUCUGGACAGUCUGUUUAACCUACAGGCAUCUAAGACUCAUGUAUUUGGAAUAAAACAUAUUGGCAAUGAAAUCCUUCUAUUGGCUGCAGUUAAAAAUUACAAUGGUCAAUAUCUCAGCCGAGAGGUAGCCAGUGGUAUCUCUGCAGGGCAUAAGAAAUUACUGGAGGCUCAGAGCAAUGUGACGAUUUCUCACAUCACAAGUGAUCCAUGUCUCACCAGCCCUUGUCAAAACAGGGCAACAUGCAACAAGGGCAUUUACAUCAGCCAGGAUGUUGCUGUUCUUGAAAGUUCGGCGGUCAUCUUUGUGUCACCACACAAAGAGAUUUUUAAUUGCACCUGUACAGCCGGAUUCAAAGGGAUACUGUGUGAAGAUGACAUUGACGAAUGUGAGGUGAAUCCCUGUGAGAAUGAAGGCACAUGUGUGAAUACCCAAGGAGGUUUCUACUGUCACUGUCAGAGUGGCUUCUCUGGCUCCUUCUGCUCUACUGAUGGAGAUGAAUGCCGAAAGAUGAAGUGCCAAAAUGGAGGAACUUGUGUUCUCACUGUGGAUGGAUAUCGCUGUCACUGUGUGCCUGGAUUUGAAGGAGAAAUAUGUGAGCAGUUCAUAGACCACUGUAGAUCAGCCCCCUGUGUUCAGGGCAGCUGCAUCAAUUCACAGACAGGAUUCUCUUGUCAUUGCCCCUUUGGAGUCAGUGGAGUCCACUGCGAGGAGCACAGUUAUGGCUUUGAGGAGCUGUCCUUCAUGGAGUUCCCCCCAUUGGAUCGCAGGACUAAUUUAAUCUCUCUAGAGUUUGCAACGGUGCAGAGGAACUCCCUGCUCCUGUACAACCCUGGAGGAUCGUCCAGCAGGGAAUUCUUUGCACUGGAGAUAUUAGAUGGGGCCAUAAAUCUCUCUUAUGACCUGGGCUCAGGACCUGUGAGGCUGCAGACACAAAAGCAAGUGGCAGAUGGAUAUUUUCACAGUGUCACUGUCAGGAGGAUUGGGAAUAUGGGUUCUCUGCAUGUGGACAACUGCACAGAUGUUGAAAACAGUGGAUUUUGUUUUUCACAAAGUGAUGGCAGUAGCUUAAUGAGAACACUAGAUGUUGGCAGUAAUAUGACAUUUGGAGGAACAAGGACUUUUGAAUCUAUUUUACUGCGUCCUGCUCAGAUUAAAACACAUGACUUCAUUGGAUGCAUUCGUAACAUUCAUGUGAAUGGCAUCCUGCUGCGACCUGCAAUGGCCCUUGCAACAUAUAACAUCCUAGAUAGAUGUCCUCGGACAACACCAUCACCAUGUCACAGCAAUCCAUGUAAGAAUGGUGGCAUGUGCCUUGACCUUUGGUCUGACUAUCUUUGCGACUGCAAAAGCCCUUUUACUGGAAGCAACUGCGCUAAAGAAAUGUCAGAGCAGCUUGUGUUGCGAUUUAAUGGCAAUGACUACAUUGAGUAUGUCAUCAAGGAGCGAUUCAAGAGAGAUUACCUGCUGAAGGACUUGCUGGAUGAUGAAAAAAAGGGAAACACCAGAGACCGAAUAGUGAUUAACAUCAAGUUCAAGACCCAGGAUCAUGGAGUGUUAGUAUUUAUUGUUGGACAGACAGGAUACACAGUGCUGAGGAUAAAAGACAGAAAGCCUGUGUACAUUUCCAAAGAUACACUAUCAGGACACCUGUCAGAGUUGACUGUGGACUCUCCUGUAGCUGACGGGGUCUGGCAUGUCCUCUCCUUGUUCAGCAAUGGACAAAACACCUUUCUGGUUCUAGAUGGUAAAUCAGUCUUGAACAUCACUGGCCGCAGUAUGGAUCUCACUCCUGUUAGUGUGGAAAAGAUCAUUUUUGGUGCAGCUCUCACAGAUGAUUCAAAGCUUCAACAGUCAGGAUUCAUUGGCUGUGUGCAGUAUUUCAAAGUGAGCAAUUACACUCUGCCUCUCAGUGGACACAGCAUGAUGGUGGACGUCUACCCGAGCACAACUCUGGUCCAGUCGAACUGCAGCUCUCAUGGUGUCUGCCUCCCCUCGCCCUGUUCUGAGGAGAACACCACGAGGAGGCGUUGUGUCUCAGCACACUGUCAAAAGCGAUGGAGUGCGUGUGGACCUGCCAUGCAGAACAGAUCCUGCAUCUGUUUGUAUAACAUCUCUGACCACACCUGUGAUGUCUGCAUCUCUACAACAGAGAGCAAUGAUCGAUGCUCUGAGGAGCAGGGCAACGCUCCUCUGUGGCUCAUAGCUGUGAUUCUUCCUCUAAUCACCAUUUUGGUUAUUAUAAUAAUGUUUGUCGCCCUUUACAGAGCAAGGCAGCAGACUGUGAAGUGUCAGAGUGGUACCUCGCCACAGAAAACAGAAUAUGGGACAGACAAUGUAGCGUUCUGCUUUGAUGACACUAGAACGCUCACAGAUGCUGCAUCUGCAGAAAAAGAGAAACAACACGACCCAGUGAGUGCUGAUCAGCAGGGGUUAGGUGGGGAAUUUUACGGUGAUGCCGGUUUGUCAAGCGUUCAGCCGGUGCCUGACAGUGAGCUGGAAUAUUAUGAAAUCGGCAGCAUCUCCAGUGCACUACAUUCAGACACUGCCUCGCUAAAGCUGAGCUGGCACAAACAUAUGUACAGCACAAAGUGUGUGAAAGCUGAUCCUAAACGGUGGGGAGAUUUGAGGAUGCUAUUAUCAGGAUUUAAGAAAGAACGCUCCAGUGAGGAGAGGGCAAAAAGUCCUACGAAGCCUCAAGAUGUGGCUCUCCUAAACAAACAGUUGUUGACUAGGAUUGAUGCAGGGCAGACCCAGCAUACACCGCCUUCUUACAAAAGGAGGUUCUUGCAAGCAGACUUCCUGGAACCUGUACAAUGCCUUACUUUUGAAGAGAUUAGUAAACUCAACGCUCCUCAGGAUAAAACAAUGUCACAUCGAGCAUCCCCGAGGUCUGGACCCACCAAGUCCACUAUGAUGACUGGUGCCUCAUCUGACAGUGAAACAGACAGCACAUUCACCUGCUCGGAGUCUGAGUGCGGGCACUUUUCUAUCAGCAGGAAAUGUAUACAUGAUCAGUCAUCCCUGUCAGCAGGCAGCAUCAGACAACAAAGCAACCUGCCUUUCAUCUCAUUUUUGAAGCACACCUGUCACUCUGCUGCAGGUCAGCAUGAAGUUGACAGUGCUCCCUCCGGUAUGUUUGAGCAGUGGGAAAAUAUUUUAAAUAUGCAACUACCUUUUAGCAGCUAUGCUCCCGUCUUUGAGGAUAUAGCAAACCUACCCAAUGACCCCAGUCAUAAUGAUAUGCAGAGUGACAUAGAGGAAAUUAUUUGAUCGUCAUAAUAUAGGUGUUGCUUAUGGGUCAGGUGGAAAAAUAGUUAAUAUAUUUGCAGUCUGUUACUUUAUUUAAAUAACUUUGAUGUAUCAAAACUCAUUAAUGAUAAGUAAUGUCAUGAAAAUUCAUAGUUUUAGUUUGGACUUUGACCACAGUCUAAACAGGCAGUAAAAUGAUGUCUUUGGUGAUGGAUGCUUAAAUCUAUAAAACCCAUGUAAAGACAACCAUGUUUAAUUUAAAUGUCACAUUUAUUAUUCAUAUGUUACUAACUGUUCUAUAUGUCCAGUCUUGUCUGUUUCAUAAGUAACCUGUGCAUUACACGGUACAUGAAUAUUCAGGAUGCUGCAUUUCUUAUGUGAAUUCACAUUUAAAGGUUUUCAGAACUGUCAAAAUUCAAGUUAUGUUUUCAGCCUAAUGUGUCCUGGUGGAGUGUGAAUGGACAAUUACAUGUGGCCUCAGAUUGAACCAUGUGGCCCUUAGAUACAAUGCCGGUUGUCGAUGAAAUUUGCUAUAACAAAACAUAAUGUUGUACAUGUGGUAAAGAGAGAAGACAAGCUAAUAGGUCCCUGAGAGAUCACUCUGUCAACUUAUUGAAUGCAGUGGUCUGUAAUGCUGAAUGUUAAAAUGAAACACUCUGUUGCACAGGUCUGCCUUGGAUCUUUGUGCUCUUUGAUGCUUCAAAAUCCAAGAGAAAUGAUGGUAAAGGUCCUUGAGUCUCCACUGGUUGCCAAGCCUGUUUGUUUUUUUAUCAAAUCAAAUAAAUAAAUUAAGUAAUUCUGUAUGCUGAAAUACUAACCAAUAAAUGUAUUUGCAAUAAGAAAAAUAUUGUGAUGGGUUUGCUGACUGUGCCUGUAUCAUGAUGAUGACCACAAGUCAAGUGACAUGGAUAAAACAUGGUGGGGCAGUGGAGCAGCAAAGCUAAAGGCUAAAAAAAGCAAAGAUAUCAGAAAUACUGGGGGAGACCAGGUGUGACUCUAACAGUUUUUGUCUCAGCACCUAUAACUUGCUGAAUUCUUGUGUUAGAGCUCUCAAAUUUUGGCGUAAAG
This is a messenger RNA of Epinephelus moara (kelp grouper), 4546 nucleotides long. RefSeq names its product protocadherin Fat 4-like. Gene Ontology annotation, molecular function: calcium ion binding. Lineage: Eukaryota; Metazoa; Chordata; Actinopteri; Perciformes; Serranidae. The record is from RefSeq and is a predicted model, not a curated record. The transcript is spliced from 9 exons. Gene Ontology annotation, cellular component: protein-containing complex; plasma membrane. The coding region runs from base 185 to 3499 and encodes 1104 amino acids. Gene Ontology annotation, biological process: heterophilic cell-cell adhesion; establishment or maintenance of epithelial cell apical/basal polarity.